AUGCCAUCUGGAUCUAACUUCAUUGCACUUCUAAAAGAACGUAUCGAUGCUGGUGAUCAUCUUCUUCGAAGUCAUCUUGAAAAAGAACCUCGUAAUUCAACAUAUACAAGUUCGUCUGUUCAAAACGAAAUUAUUGAAGUUAUUCACGAGUAUAUUUUGUCGUCCAUUCUCGGUCGUUUGGCUCCAUCAGCACUCUACUCUAUAAUAGUCGAUGGUACCACUGAUUCAUCCAACAUUGAACAACUAUGUUUACUCAUUCGAUAUGUCGAUCCACAGUCACAUGAAAUUCGUGAAGAUUUUCUUGCUUUCAUACCGACCGCUUCGUCAACUGCAUAUGACGGUGCUCCUAGUAUGUCUGGUAUUUUCAAUGGCUGUCAAGCUAUCGUUAAACGAUCAUGUCCUGAUGCUGAAUAUAUGCAUUGCAGUUCUCAUGCGCUUAAUCUUUCUCUUAUUGAUUCAUGCACAUCUCAACUUAUUCGAAAUAUGUUCGGCAUCAUCAAAUCUGUAACUACUUUUUUCAAUGAUUCAGCGAAACGUACAAAUGCAUUGAAACAUGAGAUUGAACGUCCAGACAACGAUUAUAUUAUACUUAGCAAGAAAAAACGUCUUUUGUCUCUGUGUGAAACUCGGUGGGUUGAACGUAAUGUUGCACUUGAAACAUUUCUUGAAUUAUACGUUUCAAUCUCGAAUACUCUCGACUGUCUUCGCAUCGAAGGAAACUCAACUUCAGAACAACUGUAUCAUUCAAUUAAUAGUUUCGAAACAAUUACUUCUUUAUGUGCUGCAUGUUUUCUUCUCAGCGAAAUUACUCCUCUCAGUCGACUUCUACAAACGCCUACUAUUGACUUUGGUAUUGCUCACCACCAGGUUUUAUCAUUACUUAACACCUUUGAAACAAGAGAGACUAACGCUACUGAUUAUUUCAAAAAUAUUGUCUUUGAACAAGCUAAACAAAUUUCUGAAGAAUUAUUUAUACAACCAGCAGCUCCACGUACGCACCAACGACGUCAUGGUCAUCGACUUCUUGAUCCAGAAGAAUUUUACCGAGAUCAAAAUGAAAUGUAUUUGCCUGUUAAAGAAACACCAACGCGUUGUGCUUAA
Molecule: messenger RNA, 1101 nt
Organism: Rotaria sordida
Lineage: Eukaryota; Metazoa; Rotifera; Eurotatoria; Philodinida; Philodinidae
Source: the annotation of a GenBank genome assembly